UCGAUGUUGAGACAAAACCUUCUCUAUUUAAUCUCCUGGUCCCUCCGUUGAAAAAGUUGUCUGUCAAUUCAAUUACUAGGAUAAAGUUUAAAGAUACAACCACCAUGUUGAUCAACAACAAUAAUCACAGUGAUUAUACAGAGAAAAUGCAGAGAUAUCAAGAACGAAUUCAAGCGUUAGAAGAAGAAAAACAUAAGAUUCAGGUGUUCCAACGUGAGCUUCCUCUUUGUCUUGAGCUUGUAACUCAAACGAUUGAAGCAUGUAGGCAACAGUUGUCUGGGACGACCGUUGAUUAUUUUCAUGGCCAAUGUGAAUAUUCUGAGCAGACAUCAAGUGAAGAGCAUGUUCUUGAGGAAUUCAUUCCUAUUAAAAGGAUUUUAUCUUCUGAUGAAGAUGAGCAAAAAGCUAAGAAAUCUAAAAACAAUGGCAGCGACAAGAAGAACAACAAGAACAAUGACAAGUCAUCGAAAAAAUCAGACUGGCUCAAAUCUGUUCAGCUCUGGAAUCAUCCCCCAGAUCCACCCACCAAAGAGAAGUCAACAAAAAAGUUAUCAGUGAAAAGAAAAGGUACUGCACCACCAUCAAUGGAUGGGUCACCCUCUUCCAUGGCACCGAUUGCUGCAGCUAGUUCAACGGCAGAUACAGGUGGCAGUGGUGGUGGGAGGGAUGGAAGUAAGAGAGAAGAGAAGGAAGGAAAGUCGGAGAAGAAGGCGAGGAGGUGUUGGUCACCGGAGUUGCAUAGGAGAUUCUUGCAAGCCCUUCAACAGCUUGGUGGUGCUCAUGUUGCUACUCCUAAGCAAAUUAGGGAGUUAAUGAAGGUUGAUGAGCUCUCUAAUGAUGAAGUUAAAAGCCAUUUACAGAAAUAUCGUUUGCAUAUGAGAAGACCAAGUUCAUCAAUGCACAAUUACAACAAUUCGCAAGCACCCCAGUUUAUAGUGGUAGGAGGAAUAUGGGUGCCACCAGAAUAUGCUGCAAUGACGGCAAAAACAGCAUCAGAAGAAGCACCCCAGGUUGCCGCUUCCCAUGGCAUCUAUGCACCAAUAGCUGCACUGCCAUCACCCCACCAAGAUGCCUCGACAUCUCUAAAGCAAAGGCAACAACAAAACCAACUGGAGCCUCAUGGAAGAGGCAGCAAUAGCGAGGGCAAAGCUCGUUCUAAUUCCCCAGCUACCUCCUCCUCCACACAUACCAUAGCCUUGCCUGCAGAUUGACAUCCAUCAUGUGAAAAGCUUGGUGUUGAAAUUUUGUGACGAAUUGCUUGAAAUCUUUUGGUAUAGAAUUAGAAGACAAUAUAAAGGUGUACUUCGGGUUCUUUACUACCUUAAAAUUACGUUAUGUUGGUGUUGUACUAUGUAGAGAUCUUGGCAACUUUUGACAGUGAUAGUCAGAUACCAAAGUUGAAUAAGUUCACUUGUAACUUCCCAC
Molecule: messenger RNA, 1425 nt
Organism: Ilex paraguariensis (yerba mate)
Lineage: Eukaryota; Viridiplantae; Streptophyta; Magnoliopsida; Aquifoliales; Aquifoliaceae
Source: the annotation of a GenBank genome assembly